AUGCUCCUGACCUUACCUCCAGAACUUUUUUUCUUCAUCUACAUCGAGCUUGAUAUCACUGACACUUUAUCUUUUCGUCAGGCAAGUGGUGGUCCACCGAACCGGCAUGGCUGCACCAAAGCUUUGUGGAUUCGAUUAUUUGAGCGUUUAUUCCACGACAGCCUUAUACCGCCUUCGCUUAUAAACUACACCUCUUUUGAUGCCGCAACGCUUGAGACACUCGCUCACAGGAUUUCGACCCUAUCUCGUCGCGAAAACUUGCCUCCAACUGUUUCACAUGCUUGGCGAACACAACUGCCUCGGGGAAUUCAAUGGGUUGGGCUUGCUGCUUCGAGGUGGCUUAUUGCUGCUUCAUCCGACCGCCAAGUUAGCACGCUACAAUGCUGGGAUUUGACUCGCGCGUUCAAUGGGGACGAUUCUCCUGUCGCUCAAAUAUACCUCCCUGCUCAAGUGAAGACCGCCAAGUUAGAGGUACAGCAGUCGGGAAUCAUCCUAGCUCUUGGCUUGAUGAAUCCGUCCACAGCUUUAUACGUUGUUUCCCUGAAAAGAAAAUCUGACUGCGUUGUCUUUGUCCACGAAUAUAGUCUCAUCGGUUCAUCACAUGUUCUUAUGCUUCACGAUGCUUUUGUUGGGUGUGCAAUUCGUGAAGCAUUGAAUGAGCCACAUAUCGUCAACUGGAAAACUGGAGCCCUCCUCGAUAUCCAACCUCCGCCUGGUGGUCUCGACAUUCCUAGUCGUCGUAGUGUACCCCACCUGAUGACAAUGUGGACCGAGGAUACUCUUGUUAUCGUUCGUUUCGACGCACUCGAAUUUUAUCGCCGUGAGGGCGAUAGGUUAUUGUUCCUUCGCCUCUCGAAAUUUCAAAAUGAAGAGGAUCGCAUCCAGGAAGUCACUGUUUGCCAGCAUUGCGACCUCGCGUACUUGCAGUUGGCUAUUGUCGCUCACUGUAACAUUCGACUCUUGACUGUUGGCUGGGAUAAUCAAGAAAUAAUAAUCAACGCCGUCAGCAUCACAGAUUUCUCUCCAUACGAACUGGGCUUCCCAAUCAUUCGUCUUGGAACGAGCCAGUCUAGCACCCGCAUCGUCUGGGUCUCUGGGCAUGGCUGGAUUAAAUCUGGAAUUAAGCCAUCAUUGGCGAUUUUUUCGCUCACUAAGCACUCAACAUCAGCUCUGAUGUGGAAGGACGAAAAUGUCCAUGCCCCAGCGUUAUGGGCUUUCUCUAUCGUCGAUUAUGACGAUAUACUGGGCUUAACUGUUGUUGGAAACCACUUUGGGGAGUUGGCUGUGUAUGACCAUGUGGGCGGCUACGCAAAGCUUGUUGGCAGUUCUUUCGGGGCGGCUCCUGUUCUUGAAGCGAACCGCACUGUCAUUUCUGAGGCACUGGAUGAGUGUGUGAUAUCGGGCUCACCUUUCCAUCUCGACAUUCCUUUCCCUGUUACUCGAGCAAUGUCCCACGCAGAGCUCGUGUCUUCUCGUGCGGGUCGCUGGGCACAGGACAACCUCGACUUAGAUCCACAGGUGUGGAUACGCACUAAUUUCACCACCGAUACAAUUGUCACUAAGAAGGAUCGAUUCAUCGACUAUGACACGUGGGAAGGCCAGCCUGGCGAUCAAGGGUGGUUGCUCUCGCACAUGUAUGGGCUUCCUGGCGAAAUAAUACCCCAGGCUUUUGCCAGUUUUCACCCUGAAUCCAUUGACACCACGCAUGUCUACUGGCGGAAUAUCAUGCUUUUUCGCCUUUCGCCAAAUGGAACGAACAUCCCUUCGUCCCAGGGCUUUUCCUCGUCGCGGUUAGAGGGACGAUUGUCGAUGGGGAAGGAACGUGACCGUGGUGUGACAUAUGACCGCAGCGACUUCGUUGACGCGCCCAUGUCGGAUUCCUUGCGACGGACCCACUCGGCUCCCGCCCCCUCUGCUAUCCGACCCCCUCCCCCAGCCGCUCUCCCGUCAUCAUUGAGACAUUCGGAAAGUCACCCUCCCCCCUCGACUUCGGCCCAUUCCCCUCAGUUGGUACCACCAACUUUACCUUCUACUCCCACUACCGCCACCGCCCCGCCGACUACCAAUCCCUCGGUUCACACGCGCAUUAUCACCUUCUUUGGCUAUGGCCGCGGGGCCUCCCGCUCGCGAAAGCAGCUUGUCUCGCUGUGGUAUAACCUAACCUGGGGUUUUGUGCAGAUCGUACUCAUUAUCACGAUGCUCUCCAUCGGUGCCACAACCGAGAGCAAGACGAUUCCCGGCCGAAGCGAGUUUCUCGCCUGUCGCUCGCUCUCUGCGUGGGACUGCACCUACAUCCUGCGUGUCUGUUUGUCAUCGUCGAUGACAUACUGGGGCUGGCGAAGGGACCGACAAGCACACACUCGUGCUAACGACCCCGAGCGCCCGAACACGCGCCAUCCCAAUGAACCCGCUCCAAUGCCCCCCAGUCCUGGUGAGAUCGCCGCCAUUCAAGCCGCUCUACCCCACACCGUGCUCUACUCUCGGUUAUCGAUCCUGUCUUCGCUCUUUACUCUCAGCUGGUUUCUCACCGCACACAUAUUGGCCUACAGCUCGGUCCACACUUGCCGCAACUCAUCACCCCACAUCUGGUGGCUCACAUUCGGAAUUCUCUGCAUCAUGUAUUUGGUGGUACUCGAGGUCAUUAUACUAGGAUUUGUGGUCUUUGUCGUUGCGCCCAUCGUAUUCCUGUUCUGGAAUGUUGUGCUUAUCUGUCUUGGCCGCCACCCAAUGCAGAAUCCCGGUUUGAUACGGCCCGAUGUAGGGAAGCUCAGCCAGUCCGUUGUGGACAAAAUUCCGUUGGUGAUGUACAUUCCUGCCCCACCGGACGCCGCCCCAGGCAGUCUCCCUCUCCCUCAAGCCGUAUAUUCGUAUCCUCCCAAGGCCCCAACUGCUCAAGCGCCACCUCGAAAGCACCGCUUCAAGUUUCUGCGAAAGUCAACAAAGGCAGCCGACCCUACUGCUACUGCCUCUGACAAGCCAGAAGAAACCGAGCAGGACGCCCCUGAAGCGUGGGAAGACAACUGGGAGCGGACGACCGGGUAUCCGUUUGUGAUGCUGGAGAAUAACCGCGCGUCGUGUGCGAUCUGUCUGAUGGACUUUGAGGAGCCCAAGAAGAAAGGAGAGAGCGAGGCGGCACCAGCACCGGAGUCAUCGGGUAUUCAAGAAGUCCCCGUCGAGCCGAGCGGGCCGGAGGAGUCUGAUGGCACGCUGAGACUGCAAGACGCUGGUGAGGGUGCCCAGCCUCUGCGAUUGCUUGCGUGUGGCCAUGUGUUCCAUGCGCCGUGUCUUGACCCAUGGCUUACGGAUGUGUCGGGCCGGUGUCCCGUCUGCCAGCGACCAGUGGAGAUCCCAAACGAGCCGGGUAAGAAGAAGGGGGCGAGGAGGAGACGCAAUGCCUAG
Molecule: messenger RNA, 3399 nt
Organism: Mycena indigotica
Lineage: Eukaryota; Fungi; Basidiomycota; Agaricomycetes; Agaricales; Mycenaceae
Product: RING-type domain-containing protein
Exons: 14
Coding region: 1-3399 (1132 amino acids)
Source: RefSeq, a predicted model, not a curated record